Molecule: messenger RNA, 651 nt
Organism: Ogataea angusta
Lineage: Eukaryota; Fungi; Ascomycota; Pichiomycetes; Pichiales; Pichiaceae
Exons: 1
Coding region: 1-651 (216 amino acids)
Molecular function (GO): protein binding
Source: RefSeq, a predicted model, not a curated record
AUGUCGAACAUAUGGAUUGCAGCCUCCGAUAACAAAAUAGACAAGGUAAGAGAAUAUAUCGAGUCUGGAAGUUAUACUGCAAACUCCAAAGAUCCUAAUGGCUAUACUCCCAUGCACGCUGCCGCAAGCUAUGGUAACUUAGACUUACUGAGAUAUCUUGUUUCUCAAGGCGGAGACAUCAAUAUUCAGGACUCAGAUGGCGACACUCCUUUGCAUCACGUAGAAACUCUGAAGGCUGCCAGAUUUUUGAUCGAGGAGCUCAAAGCUGAUAUCAAGAUCAAAAACAAGGAUGGUUUGACUCCAGCCAAAUACCAGGAGGAAGAGGAUGAGUAUCCUGAGCUUAUUGAAUAUUUGUCGUCAUUGGAAAAGCUGGGCACCUUGCCCGCCAUGAAGACAGGUAUCGAGGCUCCACUAAAUAACCUAGAGCUUCCAAGUGGUGAAAAAGUGAAGAUGUAUUUAUCUAAGGAUCACGAUGAGGAUAUGAGUGAAGAUUUGAUUCAGAGAAGGAAACAGAUUGAGAAUAUUAUGAAUGAAGACCUUAGUGAGGAACAGAAAGAUGAGAAACUGAGGAGUAUAAUUUUAGGAGUGGUAUCAGAUAAUGUUCAUCAAUUAAAAGAGCCUGAUGCUCCAGAGUCUAAAAGACAAAGGUAA